CUGGAGCCAGCAGUUGUCUAUGGUGGAGUACGCCCACAACACGUUGCCAGUGUCAUCCACGGGCCUAUCACCAUUUAAGUGUAGUGUAGGUUACCAGCCACCUAUCUUUCCUAGUCUGGAAUCCGAAGUCGCGGUCCCCUCCGCCCACGCCUUCGUCCAGCGGUGUCGCCGCACUUGGACUAGAGCCCGUGAGACUCUACUCCAAGUGGGGGCGCGCACCAAGGUCAAAGCCGAUCGCCACCGGCGGAGACCUCCCGUAUACGUCGUCGGUUCUAAAGUGUGGCUUUCAACUAAGGACAUUCCACUCCGUUCCAUUUCGAAUAAACUUGCACCCAAAUUCAUUGGCCCGUUUGCUGUCACCAAAAUCAUUAGUCCGGUGACAGUCCGUCUGAAUCUUCCUCCAGUGUACAGGAGGAUUCAUCCCGUUUUUCACGUUUCCAAAGUCAAACCUGUCUUUUAUGCUCGCAUUAAUCCGCCAGUCCCGGUUCCCCCCCCGCCGCGUCUCGUAGAUGGGGAACCCUCUUAUUCGGUCAAUCGUGUGCUGGACUCGAGACGGAGGGGGCGCGGAUUCCAGUACCUGGUGGACUGGGAAGGUUACGGUCCGGAGGAGAGAAGUUGGGUACCGGCCAGAGACAUCCUGGAUCACUCCCUUAUCGAUGAUUACAAUCGGCAGGUAAGGGAGUCUGGGAACGCCAGGAGGCGUUCCUAGGGAAGGGGGUACUGUCACGGUUGGUAAAUCCUAUGUCUUCUUCUCGUCUCGUGUUUCUGUUAUUGUUGUGUGUGUGUGCGCUGAUGGGGGGGCGUGCCGCUCUAUCAGCGCUCAUCAGCAAUCAUCACCACCAGCUGCAGUUAAUCUUCUUGUGUAUAUAUUCUCAUCAACUUCUCAUCUCCUUUGUCAGAUCG
This is a messenger RNA of Pimephales promelas (fathead minnow), 903 nucleotides long. The record is from RefSeq and is a predicted model, not a curated record. Lineage: Eukaryota; Metazoa; Chordata; Actinopteri; Cypriniformes; Leuciscidae.